This is a messenger RNA of Panicum virgatum (switchgrass), 939 nucleotides long. RefSeq lists its product as uncharacterized. The record is from RefSeq and is a predicted model, not a curated record. The transcript has 2 exons. Lineage: Eukaryota; Viridiplantae; Streptophyta; Magnoliopsida; Poales; Poaceae. The coding region runs from base 1 to 939 and encodes 312 amino acids.
AUGAUCGAGACCUUGACCACGACCGUGACGUCCCUGCAAAUGUCCUUGGCCGAGCUCCAGAAGGACAUGUCUUCCUCGUCAUCGGGCGCCGGCGGAUUUUCGGAGGGACAGCGCCACCAGGAUCAUCCCCCACGGUUCCAAAAGAUGGAUUUUCCCCGGUACGACGGGAAAUCCGAUCCCCUGAUCUUCGUCAAUCGUUGCGAGUCAUAUUUUCAUCAGCAACGGAUCAGGGAGGAGGAGAAGGUCUGGAUGGCCUCCUACAACUUGGAGGAGGGUGCGCAGAUGUGGUACAUCCAAGUCCAGCAGGAUGAGGGCACCCCGUCUUGGCGUCGCUUCAAGGAGAUGCUGAACCUGCACUAUGGGCCGCCGCUUCAUUCUGCCCCGCUGGCUGAUUUGGCCGACCGCCGGCGGACGAGCACGGUCGCCGAGUAUCAAGAUCAUUUCCAGGCGCUCCUUCCCCGUGCGGGUCCGCUCGAUGAGUCGCAGCGGGUACAGCUGUUCACCGGUGGUCUCCAGCCGCCGCUCAGCCUCAACGUCCGCAUCCAGAAUCCCCAAACCCCGGCCGCCGCCAUGAGUUUGGCCCGCCAGUUCGAGAUGCGGGAGCAGUUCACGUCCACGACCACCAGGGCUCCGGGCCACAACCGCGUUUGCAAGCGGUUGUUCCUCCUCAAUGGUGUUGAGGAGGAGGAUGACAGGGCGACCGAGGAGGCCGCCGUGUUCGCGGCAAAGGAGGAGGCGCCCAUGCUCUCCCUCCAGGCCCUAGCCGGUGUCGCCUUCUCCGACAUGAUGCAACUGGAGGUCCAGCUUGGCUCCGCUUCCCUCGUCGCCCUGCUGGAUUCCGGCAGCACCCACAACUUCAUCUCGGAGGCCGCGGCACUUCGGACGGGACUGCAUCUACAACACCGCCCCCGCCUCACGGCCAUGGUUGCCACGUAUUAA